Etheostoma spectabile (orangethroat darter) is the source of this 5538-nucleotide messenger RNA. RefSeq names its product dihydropyridine-sensitive L-type skeletal muscle calcium channel subunit alpha-1. Gene Ontology annotation, biological process: calcium ion import across plasma membrane. The record is from RefSeq and is a predicted model, not a curated record. Gene Ontology annotation, cellular component: voltage-gated calcium channel complex; membrane. The transcript is spliced from 45 exons. Lineage: Eukaryota; Metazoa; Chordata; Actinopteri; Perciformes; Percidae. The coding region runs from base 1 to 5538 and encodes 1845 amino acids. Gene Ontology annotation, molecular function: high voltage-gated calcium channel activity; calcium ion binding.
AUGGCAGCCAACGCAGAGGUCAAGCCGGUUAUUAUGAAUGAAGAGGAGCUGAAGAGGAAGCAGAGGGAGAAGCUGAAGAAGCUACAGGCCACAGGGGGAAACCCUCGACCUGCUAGAACCCUCUUCCUCUUCAACCUCAAAAAUCCCUUCCGCAAGGCCUGCAUCAGCAUCGUUGAGUGGAAAACAUUUGAGAUCAUCAUCUUGUUGACUAUAUUUGCAAACUGCAUUGCUUUGGCUGUAUUCCUGCCCAUGCCUGAAGAAGACAGUAAUAACACCAAUACAAGCUUGGAGAGUUUGGAGUACAUCUUCCUGAUCAUAUUCACGUUAGAGUGCUUUCUUAAGAUAGUGGCCUAUGGGCUCGUGUUCCAUGAAGGCGCCUAUUUACGGAACUGUUGGAACAUAUUGGACUUUGUCAUCGUCUUCAUGGGUCUCUUCACUUUUGCCUUGGAUACCAUCAAUAAGAUAGCAGGUGUGCCAAUGGAAAAGGGUGGGGGGUUCGACAUGAAGGCACUGAGAGCCUUCAGAGUGCUGCGGCCCUUACGUCUUGUCUCUGGAGUCCCCAGCCUGCAGGUGGUGAUGAAUUCCAUCCUCAAAGCCAUGCUGCCUCUACUGCACAUUGCCCUGUUGGUCUUUUUACUGGUAACCAUCUAUGCCAUCAUGGGACUGGAGCUCUUCAAGUGCAAAAUGCAUAAAACCUGCUACUAUGCUGGAACAAAUAUCUAUUCCACAGCAGAAGGUGAGCUGCCUGCACCCUGUGCUCAGGCAGGUAAUGGACGCCGCUGCACGAUCAACGGCUCUGAGUGUCGGCCAGGCUGGGAGGGUCCCAACAAUGGCAUCACCCACUUUGAUAACAUUGGCUUUGCCAUGCUUACAGUCUAUCAGUGUAUAACCAUGGAGGGAUGGACCAAAGUGCUCUACUGGGUUAAUGAUGCCAUAGGUAAUGAAUGGCCCUGGAUCUACUUUGUUCCCCUCAUUCUGGUGGGUUCCUUCUUUGUGCUCAAUCUGGUUCUGGGCGUGCUCAGUGGAGAGUUUACCAAAGAGCGAGAGAAGGCCAAGUCACGUGGAGAGUUCCAGAAGUUGCGAGAGCGUCAGCAGCUGGAUGAAGACCUGCAUGGCUACAUGGAGUGGAUCACUCAUGCUGAAGUCCUGGAUGCCGACCGAGAGGGCAAAGGACUCCUCCCGUUAAUCAGUGACUCUGAUACAGACAGCCUGUAUGACCUGGAAGGAAAGAGUCAAAUUGUCUACUACUACCGCCUGGCCCGUCGCUGGAACCGUUUCUUUAGGAUGAAGUGCCUGCUGUAUGUGAAAACCAAGAGCUUUUACUGGAUAGUGAUGUUUCUCGUCUUCCUCAACACUCUUACCAUAGCAACAGAGCACCACCACCAGUCUGACAGCCUCACUGCCCUGCAAGAUGUGGCCAGUCGUGUACUGCUAGUGCUGUUUGUCAUUGAGAUGUUUGUGAAGAUGUAUGCUCUGGGUCCCAGAGCAUAUUUCAUGUCCCUGUUUAACCGUUUUGACUUCUUUGUGGUGCUAUGCGGUAUCCUGGAGAUGAUCAUGUUCUCUGCAGGAGUCGUGACUCCCUUGGGUUUCUCUGUACUCAGGUGUAUCCGACUGCUGAGGAUCCUUAAAAUCACAAAGUACUGGACCUCUUUGAGUAAUCUUGUGGCCUCUCUACUCAAUUCUGUUCGUUCCAUCGCCUCCCUGCUCCUUCUUCUCUUCCUCUUCAUCGUCAUUUUCUCACUCCUGGGCAUGCAGGUGUUUGGGGGCAAAUUCAACUUUACUGACCACAGACCCAGACGCAGUAACUUUGACAACUUCCCUCAGGCCCUCAUCUGUGUGUUUCAGAUCCUAACAGGAGAGGACUGGACCACCAUCAUGUACAAUGGCAUUAUGGCCUAUGGAGGGCCUGUCAUUCCUGGCAUCCUGGUCUCCAUCUACUUUAUCGUCCUCUUUGUCUGUGGAAACUAUAUCCUCCUCAAUGUCUUCUUGGCCAUCGCCGUCGACAACCUGGCGGAGGCUGAGAGUCUGACGUCAGCUCAGAAAGAAAAGGCAGAGGAGAAGUUGAGGAGAAAGCUACUAAGAUCCAAAAUGCCUGACAAGACUGAUGAGGACAGGGAGAGGAUAGCUAAGAAACUGGCAGAGCAGAGAUCUAAGAUGGAGGGUAUACCAACCACAGCAAAGCUCAAAGUUGACGAGUUUGAGUCCAAUGUCAAUGAAGUGAAAGAUCCAUUCCCACCUGACGACUUCCCAGGUGAUGACGAGGAGGAAGAGCCUGAAAUCCCCAUCAGCCCUCGGCCCCGACCGAUGGCCGACCUGCAGCUGAAGGAAGAAGCCGUUCCAUUGCCUGAAGCUAGCUCCUUUUUCAUUUUUGGCCCUCAGAACAAGUUCCGUAAACUGUGCUACAAGAUUAUCAACGCCUCUUUCUUCACCAACUUAAUCCUUUUGUUCAUCCUGCUUUCCUCCAUUUCCCUGGCAGCUGAGGACCCCAUCGAUCCCAAGUCCUACAGAAACAAGAUCUUAGCCUAUGCUGACAUUGUCUUCACAACUGUGUUUACCAUUGAGAUUGUACUGAAGAUGACAGUAUACGGAGCAUUCAUGCACGAAGGCUCCUUCUGUCGUAACUCCUUCAACAUCUUGGAUCUGAUUGUGGUGACAGUCUCUCUGCUUUCUAUGGGAAUGGAAUCCAGUGCUAUCUCUGUGGUAAAGAUUCUCAGGGUGCUAAGGGUGCUGAGGCCUCUCAGAGCCAUCAAUAGAGCCAAGGGGUUAAAGCAUGUGGUCCAGUGCGUGUUUGUGGCCAUCAAAACCAUCGGCAACAUCGUCCUGGUCACCAUGUUGCUGAACUUUAUGUUUGCCUGUAUCGGAGUGCAACUUUUCAAGGGUAAAUUCUACAGCUGCACAGACCCAUCGAAAAUGACAGGGGAGGAAUGCCAGGGAUACUUUGUGAAGCACAUGGAGAAUUCCCUACAAGAAACAGUGCUGGCAAAGAGAGAAUGGAUCAACAGUGACUUCAACUUUGACAAUGUGCUCUAUGGGAUGCUGGCUCUCUUUACUGUUUCCACAUUUGAGGGAUGGCCAAAACUGUUAUACAGAGCCAUUGAUUCAGAUGAAGAAGACAUGGGUCCUGUCUUCAACAACCGAGUGGAUGUGUCCAUCUUCUUCAUCAUCUACAUCAUCCUCAUUGCCUUUUUCAUGAUGAACAUCUUUGUGGGCUUUGUCAUCGUUACUUUCCAGGAGCAGGGCGAGCAGGAGUAUAAGGACUGUGAGCUGGACAAGAACCAGCGCCAGUGUGUACAGUAUGCCCUGAAGGCUCGACCUCUGAGGUGCUACAUCCCCAAAAACCCCUACCAGUACAGAGUCUGGUAUAUUGUCACUUCCUGCUACUUUGAAUACCUCAUGUUCUUCCUAAUUAUGCUCAACACCUUGUGUCUGGGGAUGCAGCACUGUAACCAGUCGGACCAUGUCACCAAGCUGUCUGACAUGCUGAACUUGAUCUUCACCGUGCUCUUCACUGUGGAGAUGAUUCUCAAGCUCAUGGCCUUCAAAGCGAGGGGCUACUUUGGAGACCCCUGGAAUGUCUUCGACUUCAUUAUCGUCAUCGGUAGCGUUGUUGAUGUCAUCCUGAGUGAAGUCGACAGUGCCCUGGCUGCCAGUGGAGGACUGUACUGUCUCCAUGGCUGUGCUGAGACAAAUCCUAUGCAAGCAAUUGCGGCGUCUGAAAAUGCCUCAGUAUCCAUUACUUUCUUCCGACUCUUCCGUGUCAUGCGUCUGGUCAAGCUGCUGAACCGUUCAGAAGGCAUCCGUAACCUGCUGUGGACCUUCAUAAAGUCCUUCCAGGCUCUACCUCAUGUAGCUUUGCUCAUCAUAAUGCUCUUCUUUAUCUACGCUGUUAUAGGGAUGCAGAUCUUUGGAAAGGUAGCCCUAGUGGACGGCACCCAAAUCAACCGCAACAACAACUUCCAGACAUUCCCUCAGGCUGUUCUGAUGUUAUUCCGGUGUGCUACUGGAGAGGCUUGGCAGGAGGUCAUGAUGGCCUCAAUGUAUGGGAAGAAGUGUGACCCCAAGUCUGACUUUUUGCCAGGAGAGGAGUACACCUGCGGGUCCAACUUCGCUGUCUUCUAUUUCCUCAGCUUCUACUGUCUCUGUGCCUUCCUUAUCCUCAACCUGUUUGUAGCUGUCAUUAUGGACAACUUUGAUUACCUGACCCGUGAUUGGUCUCUUCUUGGUCCACACCAUCUGGAUGAGUUUAAGAAAAUCUGGGCUGAAUAUGACCCUGAAGCCACGGGUAGAAUUAAACAUCUGGACGUUGUGACGCUGCUGCGACGCAUCCAGCCUCCACUGGGCUUUGGAAAGUUCUGUCCCCAUCGUGCUGCAUGCAAGCGCUUGGUUGGUAUGAACAUGCCUCUCAACAGUGAUGGCACCGUCACCUUCAAUGCCACCCUGUUUGCGCUGGUCAGGACUGCACUUAAGAUCAAAACAGAAGGUAACUUUGAGCAGGCCAAUGAGGAGCUGAGAGCCAUUAUAAAAUCAAUCUGGAAACGCACUAGUAUGAAACUGUUAGACCAGGUCAUCCCCCCUAUAGGAGAUGAUGAGGUGACUGUAGGGAAAUUCUACUCUACCUUCCUGCUCCAGGACCAUUUCCGUAAGUUCUUGAAGCAUCAAGAGGAGUAUUAUGGCUACCGUCCCUCAAAGAAGAAUGCCUCAGGCCCGGAGAUCCAGGCGGGUCUGAGGAGUAUCGAUGAAGAGGUGGCUCCAGAGAUGCACAGGGCCAUUUCAGGAGACCUGCAGAAUGAGGAAGAGAUGGACAGAGCUAUGGAGGAGGCUGGAGAAGAAGGCAUCUACCAGCGCACACACGGCCUGUUUGGUAACCGGGUAGACUCCUCCGCUGAGCCCGUCAUCACUCAGUCCCAGCAGAUGACCAGCCAGCGGCCUCUCAAGUUCUCCGAGAGUCAGUCCGAGUCUCCACCAAACUCUGCUGACUUGGUGCCCACUACCGAAUUUUUCCCCACAACCACAACAAAAAACAACACAAACAACAACGCCUUCGCAGAAUUUUCGUUUGAUAGAGAAGGCAGUCCAGAAGAUUUUUACAAUCCCAGUGAGGAUGCAGAGCCAGGCAACCUGCAUUCCUGGAACUUUACAGUGAGAACAGACAAAACACAAUUCCCUUACGACCCUAACUAUGGUGAUAGUCAGAGCCAGAGCUCCUGUACGGCAGCCGACCAGCUUGUCCAGGAGGCUUUAGAACAGGGUGGUCUGGCCUCCCUGGCCAAAGACCCCGGCUUUCUCUCUGUGACUAAGGAGGAGAUGGCUGAUGUCAUGCACACGACUGUGGAAGAAAUGGAAAGCGUGGCUCAGGGCAUCCUCAGCAAACGCGCCAGCAGCAUCACCUCUGUCAAAAAGAGACGUCCCAUCCCUGUCCCUCUUCCUGCCGCUGCAGUGGCAGCACAGGCAACAGGCCAGCCAGAUCCGGCUGUGAGGAGAAAGAGACGUCCAAUCCCCUUGAUUCCCUCCGUACAGGAGGCCGACUCUAACGUUUAG